Messenger RNA from Talaromyces rugulosus, 393 nucleotides. RefSeq lists its product as uncharacterized. The record is from RefSeq and is a predicted model, not a curated record. Lineage: Eukaryota; Fungi; Ascomycota; Eurotiomycetes; Eurotiales; Trichocomaceae. Bases 1 to 393 code for a protein of 130 amino acids. The transcript has 3 exons.
AUGUCUGUCACACAUUGUCUCUUCUUGAAAUUCAAGCCCGAUAGCGAGGUGACUAGAGAGGCCAAGGCAAAGACUUUCCUUGAUUUGCUGGGUUUGAAGGAGAACUGCGUCCAUCCCGACACGGGUAAACCAUAUAUGUUGUCCAUUAAAGGCGGAAUUGAUAACUCCGUCGAAGAGGGAGGAAACAAAGGUAUGACACAUGGAUUUGUCAUGGAGUUUGCGAGUCAAAAGGAUCGGAAUUACUACAUCCAUGACGAUCCGCAUCACCUGCGUCUCGAGAGUCAGAUAAGAGCCCUCAUGGAAGAUGGGGUAGCCGUUGACUUUACCCCAACUAUUUUCUACGACUGGGCUUCGCCGGAUACCAAUGGGGCAAAAGCCAAUGGCAAAAAGUGA